Molecule: messenger RNA, 9537 nt
Organism: Adineta ricciae
Lineage: Eukaryota; Metazoa; Rotifera; Eurotatoria; Adinetida; Adinetidae
Source: the annotation of a GenBank genome assembly
AUGAAUACGCAGUGUAGAAUCCUCUACUUAUUGCUUAUCAUUACGAUCGCAAUCUUGAUUUAUCCUGUUAAAAGUAUCAGAUCGAACUCCGAUCAACAAUCGUUCGAACAUGAACAGCACUCUGACUCGGAUUUAUCAGGACAAGUACUGGAGUUAAGCUCCAUUAAUGAUUAUGAAGAUAUUGAUACGUAUAUACAACCGUCGUUCUAUCAUUAUGACUUUCAUCAGUCACUGAAUGAAAGUCAUCAAUUUGCAAAUUCUCAAAAUCUGGCCAUACCAAAACUAAUCUCGGGUUCAGAUGAAACUUUACUUGAACGUCAUAAACGUGAUGUGACGUGGAUUUUUGAUACAUCUCAAACAUUAGCUAUGGAUGGUAGUGGUACAUUUACGGAAGAUGAAACUACCGAACUUACAACUCAGGCAGCAUCUACUUCCACAACCACAAUGCGUCCACCAGUGUGUACUUGGACUAAUUGGGUUCCACUCACCAACUGUACACCCAGUUGCGGAAGUGCUCAACGCCGUGAAAUCAGAUCAUGCAUCGACUUCUCUACUGGACUUAGCUGUCACAGUCAGCUGUGUGGUGGUGGUAAUGCUACACGAAAUAUCUCGUGCACUACUUCUCCACCAUGUCCAACACUUCCCAUCAUUCCACAACCUUCCAUUCGUGAUCCACAAGUCAGAAUCACCCCCUAUCUUCUCCCAGAUCCUAUGUACUUCUUCGAACAAACAUAUCAACGAAUAUGGACGACGAGUGGUGCACGAGCGAGAGCAGAGAGCAAUGCAGAAGGCAAUGUGUUUGACAUGAACCUGAUUUAUCCUGACGACCUGUUUCGAAUUCAUGUGCAAUCGGUGAUGGUAGCACCGGCACUGUCCUACAUUGAGCGAACACACGGAUAUGGAUCUGUGUUUCGGAGCUAUGUGAUAAUAAGUGGGAACAGCAGUUUCACGAUCAGUAAUGAGAAGGGGAAAUUCGGUUGUGUUGUCAACAAUCAACUGGUACUUACGACUGACUUGGCAAAUGACUUAAAUUAUGAUUUUACCGGUAAUGCCAGCGGUACUGAUCAAUAUAAUUAUCGAAUCAAGCAAAGUCCUAAAGCAGUUGGAAAUGAAACUGUGCCUCAACUAACUGUUUCGCUUUGGUCUGGUUUGACUGCGCAAUGUGAUAUACUCAGCGAAAAUCUGGAUUGUGUCUUGAUAUUACCGGAGAAAUUCCGCACAUUCAUAGAAGGUUUAGCUGGUAAUUUUAAUGGCGAUCCUAGUGACGAUUUAAUGAAUCGACAAACAAAUCAAACAGUCUCCAUCUCGUCUUCAUCAAAUCCUGAGUCAUUGACUAAUGACACGGAUAUUCUGAAUGCUUGCCGUUCCUGGAAAGUGUCGGAUGACGCAACAUCAGAUGAUAAAAGACCUUUGAUGCCACAAGAUUUUGUCGCGUGGUAUAACAACAGCCCAUCAGAGUUUCUCACAACGCUUAGCUCGGCAAUGAGCAAGAAUCUUGUCGAUCAGACAUGUUCAGGAAAGUUUGAGUGUAUUCAUGAUUAUCUUAUUCGUGUAAAUUCGUUCACCAGCAAAGGAUCUACCUCAACACUAGAAUCAACACAAAGCUUUCGACUUGAAAUGGCUGAAACUGUACCAUUUGUCGAUAUUAUUUCACCAGUUACCAUUACGUUGCCCGCCGAUCAAUCAAAUCGCAAUUUCACGUUAACAAUAAAUAUCAAUGCAACGAAGUUGGUUGAUGUUUCAGUAUCUGUCUACACGAAUGGAUCCAUCUACAAUACUCCCUUCGUUGAUUCAACCGUCACGCUGCUAAUCCCCAACAACACUCUUGAAUUUGUGCAUGCUCUAUUAACUAUUCAGUAUGGUACAAACAGUACAUUGGAAAAGUACCUAGAUAUUAUUGUUUGUCUAUGUACCAAUAAUGGUGAUCUCUGCGAACUCACCUACAGUGGGUGCCUGUCACCCAGCGCUUGCACCAUUAAUUGGAACAAUCAAACAACAUGUGUUCCACUCUCUUCUCACGAACAACUACAACAGAAUCGAUCGCACUAUUGCAAUGGCACUUGCUUACAUGGAUACAAUUCAUCAGAUGGAUACACUUGCGAAGAUGUGAACGAGUGCCAAUCAGAUCCGUCCAGAUGUGGACAUGGUGUCUGUAUUAAUCUGUUGGGAUCCUUCACAUGCAACUGCAACAGCGGAUACCGCUUUCACAAUCAAACAUGCAUAGAUAUCGAUGAGUGUAGUGAGCCGAAUAUCGAUGGUAGUUUUCCUCGUCGUUGCUCUGAUGUCGAAGAAUGUACCAAUACUGAUGGUGGCUUCACCUGUGCAUGCAGUCCAAUGUUCAAUGCAUCUGGAACUUGUGUUUAUAAUGACAGUCUUUGUGUCAACGACACUUGCACAGAUGCCGAGAGUGGAAGGGUGCUGUGCUUGCAUGGCUCCGUGAAUGUCAAUAACACCUGUGUUCCAUGGUGUGCUUCGACAUGUGCUGGUUUUUGUGAUCUUAUCAAUGGUACAUAUCAGUGCAACUGCAUGAAAUAUGCAGGUUUUCAUCAUUCUGCUGAUGGGAAACGAUGCGUCGAGUGUGACAAUCUUGAAUAUGGAUAUGGAUGUGCGGAGAAAUGUGAAUGUAGUCAUGGCACUUGUAAUCGAAAUGCAUCGCAUGUGAAUGAAAGCUGUAUUUGUGAUGUUGGCUACCAGUCACCGGAUUGUGUUCGACUUGUGGAUGCAUGUGAAAGUGGCAAUGCGUGCAACAACAUGACUGAGAACUGCAUAGUUGAUCCAAAGAAUGGUAGUGCGAUUUGUAGCUGUAAAGCUGGAUAUGAGCGAAAUGAAGCGAGUGGAAUUUGUGAAGAUGUUGAUGAGUGUGCACAAAAUGCAUCUUUGAGAAGUUCUAUAUGUGUGAAUGAAGUCGGAGGUUAUCGAUGUGAUUGCAAAGAAGGAUAUGAAAUAAGAAAUGGAACUUGUGUCGACAUUGACGAAUGCAUGGCAUCAAUAGCAAGUUGUGGAAAUUAUAAUAAUACAGAAUGUGUGAACACAGCAGGCUCCUUUGAUUGCUGGUGUGUUGAUGGCCAUUCAUUAGGAGGUAAUUCUGCUUUGGAACAUGGAAAUGCUCGAAAUUCAAGUGAAUCAUGUUUGUCGACGGUGUAUUCAACACUUUGUGAAAAUGGAUGUAAAAGUCCUGCUUUGUGUACUGCUACAACAGGUCGAUGCUCAUGUGUAGCAUCUAAAUUGUAUCUUGCUGUUUCGUCUGAUCCAACCAAAGAAACAUGUCAUUGUUUUGAUCAUCCUUUUGUUUAUUACAAUGGAAUUGAAUGUGUUAAUGCAACUGGACAAACAUGGAUUCUAUUGCAUAUGAAGUUCAAAACCAUGGCUCGCAGUACUUUCAUCAAUGAUUCGGCAUCAACAGCACUGGAAAAUCAAAUUGUAGAUAUAUUGGGUAAUAUGAGUAUAUUAUGCGAUGAUCCAUGCAUAGAAACCUUCGAUACUGAAAAUGUUGCUUUACCGGACCUACAGUUCUUCAUCACCCUAAAUGCAACACUCAACUCUACGGAGCGUGCGGAAUUAGCGAAACGUCUUUUCAACCGCAAUGCUGCGUAUAAUGAAAGUUAUACAUUAACAUUAAUUCAAAUCAUUGUCGAUACAGCAACACGAAUCCCAGAAAACUAUACGUAUGAAGGCCAAUGGACAACAGUAGCACCGGAGACAUCAACAUUAUUUAUAAUUGAAGAAUCAACUAGUGCAACACGUAGUGUAUCAGGAACUAUCGUUGAUGAUACUACAUCGGCUUUGCCUACACUCGUAGAAACAAUGACCGAGAAUACAGUUAUUAUGGAUGUGACCGGUUCUCUUACUACAGACUUACCAAUGGCAAAUGCGACACUAGCAACUGGUUCUGAUACAUAUAUAACCAGUUCAGCAUCAUUACUGCCAGAUAACACGUCUACUACUACGACAGACAAGAUUAUUGUUAAUACUGAUUCAACUCUGAGCACUAUCGAAACAACUGGUACUGGUGCUACUACUCUUCUAAUAGAAGAAACACCAACGCACUUAACAACUAAUCAGAGUGAAAUAGCUGAACUAACAACUCCUAUGCCGGCUUCAAUAUCACUAUUUCCCGAUGAUGCUACUGGAACAACUGAUGCAAAUACGGAUGUCACCGUAGUUCCCACGACUACAUCUCAGAGUGACUUGACAGCACAUUACACUAGUGAAACUCAGCCACCAAUGGAUGUAACAAAUGAAACGGUUUUCACAGUAGUACCAACCUAUUUCUCCACUGUAUCCUUGUCAGCUGCUACUCUUCCUAUGACAAUGAUAUCUCGCGAUACGAAUAUUGUCACGUCAGUGAUGUCGACCACAACAGUUACCGAUGCCAGUUUCACACAUGAAAUUACGGAUAUAUCUAGCAGCCCACAUAUUUUCACUGAAUCUGUGACAUCUGCAACAGAAAACAAUCUUUCCGAGACAACGAUGGGGACAAUCGGAACGACACAAGCUCUGAAAGUUACUUCAGAUUCAAAUUCCAUAAACACAACAGCAACUUCAUCAAGUGAAGAUACUACGAUUAAUGGCACGAGUCCUACAAGUGUAACAGAAACAAGUGUUUCAUCAGACACAACGGCCUAUCAUGUCAACUUUAGCACAAGUUACACAAUACAUGCCACAGAAAAUCUUACACCUAUCAUUUCUCCAACAACAGCUUUACCCCCUUCGAUUUCCACUCCCAAAGAGAAUACAACAAUCUUUUCUACAAUCACAAGUUUCUCACCAUUAACUACUGUUUCUGCCAAUGUAACUGUUUCAAGUAACACAACAGUUCAGAAUGUCACUACCACCACUACUUCUCAAACGACUGCCGCAUUCACAACUCCAAUUCCAACUACAACUACUACAACCAUCUCUCAACAGUGUACUUGGACUAAUUGGGUUCCACUCACCAACUGUACACCCAGCUGUGGAAGUGCUCAACGACGUGAAAUCAGAUCAUGCAUCGACUUCUCUACUGGACUUAGCUGUCACAGUCAGCUGUGUGGUGGUGGUAAUGCUACACGAAAUAUCGCGUGCACUACUUCUCCACCAUGUCCAACACUUCCCAUCAUUCCACAACCUUCCAUUCGUGAUCCACAAGUCAGAAUCACUCCCUAUCUUCUCCCAGAUCCUAUGUACUUCUUCGAACAAACAUAUCAACGAAUAUGGGUAUGCCCUUUUCAUCUCAUUCUCACCAUUAUUCCUCCGUCUCGUAGAUAUCUAACAAAGGAUANUCGAAAACACCUUCACACCCUCAUCUUCAUCUUCAUCUCUUCUCUAGCACUUCCCAUCAUUCCACAACCUUCCAUUCGUGAUCCACAAGUCAGAAUCACUCCCUAUCUUCUCCCAGAUCCUAUGUACUUCUUCGAACAAACAUAUCAACGAAUAUGGAUAUCUAACAAAGGAUACAUCUCUUUUGGCAAGCCAUUCUAUAGUCGAACAAUGACAACACCCUCCUUCUCUCGCAUCUCUCAACAAGCACUUGCAGCACCAUUCUGGACCGAUCUGCUCUACGACAAUCUCACAUCUUCGAUCACGAUCAACUGGUUCAGCUCGACAAAUGCAUCUGAGAGUGAUACACAGAUAUACUACGACAUCAUUCAGUCAGCCAUCAAAGCGGCAUGUCCAACUCGUCAGUGUUCAUCUCAGUUUGCAGCUGCUCGAGUAGUUCGAGUUCACUGGCAAAAUCUAGUGUACGAAAUACCAGACCUACAUCAAUCUAUGAACAUCUCGUUUUCUGCCUAUCUGAUCAACACAUAUGAAUAUGAAUCAGCGUACAACGAGCCAGUUCUUCGAUCAUACAUUGCAUAUGAUUAUAGCGAUUUGAGUGAUAGUUUGGGAUCGAUUCGACCAUUUGUUGGAUAUCGUGGAAAAGAAGGAAUGAUGAAAGUGUUCAAUGAUCCAUCAUAUCAACGAAAUGCACCAUUUCUUUCUCAUCCAGAGAAAUCGAAGCGAAGACGCAACUUCUAUACUGGUGGACGGUUUCUCACUGAUUGCGAAGUCACUUUUCUCCGACAAACUCGAUAUAAUAUCUUACAUCCUGCAGAGAAUCUCAAUGAUCUCAUAAACAAUCCUCGAUUUCCAUGUCCGUGCACACUUCGACAAGCACAGAUCGAUAGUCGUUUCGGUCGAUUGGAAAGUGAAACAGCGUAUGAAACAUCACAACACGUUGUUUGUUAUGCACCCAUGACGAGCAACUGGAUUCGACUACGAUGGACAACGAAACUACUUCGACCGCAGACCUGUUGUUACAAUCGAGUGACUCGCGAUCUGAUCACUUCAGGAUAUUUGGCUGGCUCAGUUCUGUCCACUGGUCAGAAUCUGUUUCAUCGAAAUCCGUGGCAGAGACGAAUCAAGUUCUACGAUCAGUGUUGUGCGCCAACACGUCAAACCGGUGCACCGAACUGGGAUCGAUGUCGUUUAUACUAUGAGAUUCAUCCCGCAAGCAGUUGUACAGGCUAUCGAUCACCGUCGAUCGUGAGCGGUGUUGGUGAUCCACAUGUUGACACGAUUGACAGUGGUCGAUACACAUGUCACGUUCAAGGCUAUCGAUCACCGUCGAUCGUGAGCGGUGUUGGUGAUCCACAUGUUGACACGAUUGACAGUGGUCGAUACACAUGUCACGUUCAAGGUUGGUAUGUGUUUGCUCAGACGACGAGUGGUGCACGAGCGAGAGCAGAGAGCAAUGCAGACGGCAAUGUGUUUGACAUGAACCUGAUUUAUCCUGACGACUUGUUUCGAAUUCAUGUGCAAUCGGUGAUGGUUGCACCGGCACUGUCCUACAUUGAGCGAACACACGGAUAUGGAUCUGUGUUUCGGAGCUAUGUGAUAAUAAGUGGGAACAGCAGUUUCACGAUCAGUAAUGAGAAGGGAAAAUUUGGAUUUAAGAUGGGUAGUGGAUUUUCAUUGAACAACGAACUAGCAUCGGAUCUAGAGUUUGACUUUACUAAUGCAAAUGGUAACCAAUCGAACAAUAUAGGCGUAUAUACGUUUCGUUUGAAACAAACAGCUGAAACGGUUAUAAACAGAACGGUACCACAAUUGACGUUAGCUUUAUGGUCCGGUUUGGCUCUGCGAUGCGAAAUUAUCGGAGAAAAUCUGGAAUGUGCAUUGUCUUUACCUACUAAAUUUCGAACGUUGGUAGAAGGUCUGGCGGGUAAUUUCAACGGUGAUCCCACCGAUGACUUGGUCAAUCGUCAGACUAAUACUAAUGUGGUUAUAUCGUCGUCGAACAAUGAUUUGAAUAUUCUUGACGCUUGCCGUUCUUGGAGAGUGUACAGCGACAGUACCCCUGACAUUGACAGACCUAUCAAACCAGGAGCCUUUGCAGAUUGGUACUAUAAUGGUGGAUUCCGUCUACUCGCUGAUGCCAGUCCUGCCUUGACUCAAACAGUUGUUAAUCAAACAUGCUCGACACAUUUUGAAUGCGUUCACGAUUAUCUUAUCAUAGUAAACACAUUUACAAGUCAAGCCACAGCAUUAGCUUUGGACCAAUUAGUUGAAUCAAGGGUCGUAAUAGCUGAAAUGCAACCUACCAUUAAUGUAGCAUUUCCUCUCGAAAUUCGCUUACCAUUUGAUAUCAUCAACCGCAACUACAUAUUACCAAUAGAUAUUGUACCAAUCGGUGGAACUCAGAUCACCAGUAUCAAUGCUAUUCUACAUACCAACAACAGUUCGUCGAACACUCCUGUCACUAAUACGAAUAUAGCUAUUCCAAUACCCAAUGAUACUAAAAACUAUGUCGAAGUUGUAUUGUCUAUCAAGUAUGGCACAAACAGUACAUUGGAAAAGUACCUAGAUAUUAUUGUUUGUCUAUGUACCAAUAAUGGUUCGUGUGACUUUCAACAAACAACAUCCAUCACUCCCCACUACCGCAUUGCAUCAUGCGACUGUCCUCCUCAAUUCGACGAUGUUGAUGAGUGUGCACAAAAUGCAUCUUUGUGUGAAAGGAGAAGUUCUAUAUGUGUGAAUGAAGUCGGAGGUUAUCGAUGUGAUUGCAAAGAAGGAUAUCAGACACUGAAUGGAUCGUGCUUUGAUAUCAAUGAAUGCGAAGUAUCAGCACAAAGCUGUGAGAAUUAUGCAAAUACGUACUGUGCCAAUAUUCAAGGAUCUUAUGAAUGUCGAUGUAGUCAGGGAUUUUCCAUCGAAGGCGAUGUUGGACAUGAAUAUUUAAAUAUUCUAAAUACAAACAAUCGAUGUUUACCAACAAACAAGUCGAUAACUUGUGUGAACACAUGCAGUCCUCCUGGUAUUUGUAGUGCAUCAACUGGUGGCUGUACAUGUCCAAACUCUAUCUUGAACAUUAUCUCGAGUACAAAUACUACUAAACAAACAUGCGAAUGUCCUGGCAGUCCAUUUGUAAACUAUACAAAAAAUAUUUGCGAUUCACCGAUCGCUACUGCCCAAACAUGGCUUGUAUUGGAGUCUCAGAUACCCUCUACGAGAAUUGCAGCAAGUAAAUCAUCUUCCACAUCAAAUUUGAGCACUGAAAUAUCAGAUAUAAUAGCUGGAAUGAACCAGACAUGUAAUGAAUUGUGUAUACAAAUUAAAGAGAUCGGAUACAACACAAUUGGUGGACACUUUAUUGCCUUAGAUGUUUUAUUGAAUGCACCGGAACGUUUACAACUCAUCAAUCAAUUGUUUAGUAAUAGUAAUAAUGUGAAGAGUGGCGUCACAAUACGUAUAAUUAUUAAUGAUCAGACAAAGAAACUUGAAAGUUUCUCCAGUGCAGUGAGACGUUGCCGAGAAUGUGACCUUUUGGGCCGUGGCGACUGCUUAUCAGAUUUCGAGGAUCAGUGCAAAUGUUAUUCAGGCUACGAAGGAUAUCUUUGUCGAACUGAAUCCUCGACGACAGAACCCCUUCUACGAGUAUCGGAAGCUCGAAAAUGGAUUAUUAUUGUCGGCUUGAUCAGUGCGAUAGCCGGUCUUCUUUUAAUUCUGGCAUGUUUUAUGUGCAUAAUUCGUAUUGUAUCCAAUUUUCGAACUAUAUCACCAAAAACAACAAGACAGUCAAUAGGUAACACAACGUACUAUAUACCUCGAGCGCAUGUCCCAACGAUGGGUACUCAUGGUCAAGAUAUCAUGAACUGGGAUGGUUUUACUCUUGAUACAAACAAUGCUCGACAUAAUGAAACAUCCGAUACGUAUCCAUCGAGUUCUUCAACAACUUACAAUCCAACAUAUCGCAUCGACGAAGGUCUAGAGAACGCUGAUUUUACUCUAUUUGAUAAUCUAGAAGCGCGAACAACAAUACCACCAAGACAGAUGAUGGGAAUGACAGGAACAUUGAACAGUUUUCCACGUGAUCGAAUUGAAACACCAGUUGGUGCAUUUUUGGAUUCGAAUGAUUUGGAUGAAACAGAAUUCAUCACCGAUAUGCUAGAAGAUAUGACAAAAGAUGAUGAUCUUCCAGAUGAAUUCAUUGAAGCAUAUAAUCCAUAUUUAAGUAUACCAAGGACACAAACAGAAACAGUUACUUCUUCGAAGCCUCCCUUUUUGCGUAACUCGUGA